Aspergillus campestris IBT 28561 is the source of this 2103-nucleotide messenger RNA. Its product is annotated as HET domain-containing protein. The record is from RefSeq and is a predicted model, not a curated record. The transcript has 2 exons. Bases 1 to 2103 code for a protein of 700 amino acids. Lineage: Eukaryota; Fungi; Ascomycota; Eurotiomycetes; Eurotiales; Aspergillaceae.
AUGAGUGGAACUUCGUUGUGUGAAGUCUGUGUCAGGCUCAAUAUUUCUCGUGAAAAAUUCAUGGUCCAAGAGCCUGAAAUCGCCGAAUCGAGUAUUGUGUUUAGCAACCCGCAUCUAUCGGACCUCGAACCUGUCGAUCUAGGCUUCCUGGACUCAAUAUAUAGCCGGCGGCAGUAUUGCCAGUUUUGCUUGCUCAUAUACCAAGCCACUCGCUCCGGUUCACAGGCUUAUGUUGGGCACGAUGGCCUUGACUCUAGCGGGGCCCGUAUAUCAUGCAAACUGGAAUGGCAUCUUGACACACGCAAUACCAAGGCAUCAGUAAAGACCCGCAGGAUUGUCGUCUUAACGUCGUGCACUAUGAUUCCCUCCAUCCAUGUCAUUCCACUUGCUACGCCUGAAGAUCGUGCUAUAGGAUUUGGGACCCAUAUCGUGGAACGGGCGGAUUUCCAGCGUCUGCACCAGUGGUUUCAAGCGUGCACCAAACACGACCAAUGCACGACCAAGGAUGGAAGGGAGAGCUCUCUCUGGCCAGCAAGGCUCCUCACUAUCGGUGAACAGACAGUAAAAGUGGUUUCCUCAUCUGAGGGAAUGGAGUAUGCCACCUUAAGCUAUGUCUGGGGCAAUCGACUGCCCUUACGUUUGACACAAUCGAGCUACACGGAAUUGACUAUUGCUGGCUUUCCCUUGGAUGGGCUACCACCUACCAUUAGGGGGGCGUGCUCUGUCGCUCGCUCACUUGGGAUCCAGUUUAUAUGGGUAGAUGCCUUGUGCAUCGUCCAGGACAACGAAGACGACAUGCGGAGAGAGGUCGACAAGAUGCAUGGCAUAUUUAGCAAAGCCACCAUUACAAUCUGUGCAGCGUCGGGAGCAGCGUACGAUGGGAUUAUGGGAGUCGGCGACAUUGUACGACCCAAACGGGAGAAUCUUUUCGAGAUUAACCAGCAACGAGUAACAGCUCUUCAUACCGUUUCACACCUCAUCUCUACAACUCUUUGGGACUCAAGGGGAUGGACAUUUCAGGAACGUCUGCUGUCAAGGCGUUGCAUUAUCUUCACCCCCACGGAGAUGAUCUGGCAAUGCCAGGAUGCCACGUGGCGGGAAUCUAUCUUAUUAGGCCUUUCUGAGAAGUCUUGGACAUUGGAUUCUAUCAAUACUCCCUACGUGGCGGCCGAGGGAAAUCCUGUGCGGCACUACACUUCCUGCGUUGAGAUAUACAGCGGGCGACUCCUUACACUUGAUAAAGACAAGCUCCCCGCGUUCGAAGGUCUUGGUCAAAAAUUUGCCGCAAGCCUAGGUUCGAACAUGUUAUUCGGUCUUCCUGCGCGUUACUUUGACUGGGCGAUGUUAUGGGACUCAAAAGAGGGAGGGCCCAGGCUUCCACACUUUCCCAGUUGGUCGUGGUGUGGAUGGCAUCGCAAAGUAGAAUGGCGGGUUUCCAUGUUAAGAGGAGUGCUUUUCGAUCUGAACGAAUGGCUAAGGACUCGCACUUGGGUUAUCUGGUGGUAUGCUGAUUGCGGAAAGUGGAAAUUAGUUUGGGAUGUUGAAAAUCAAUCCUCUACAUCUACUGGGGAUGGAAGAUGGAACGGAUAUUCUGGAGGACCUGAGCCCUACGGUCGAGAUACCCGUCAAGUCCUUCACAACAUGCACGGGUUUCUGGGACUGGGAGAGCCCGGAACCGCUACUGGAUAUCCAGUCGACGGCAGUCUCAUACCACCCAGUGGUCAGAACCAGCUGAGUUUCGCCACGUUCACGGGCACAUUUGCAUUGUCCAGACAUACCCUAUCCACGGCGAUGUUUCCAUCAAACCAGGAGGGCCUCCACCGCUUUGGCAUAACAGACAAGGCGGAGGUAGGUGGACUCUUCGAGUUUGCGGCUAUCUCAUCAGCGAGAGACUACUCGAUGGAGGAGCUUGACUCGUGGAACUACUACAUCCCCCAGGACAGGGUGCAGGCGGACUGGUACUGCUUCUACGCGAUCAUGAUGAAGCCUGUAGGCUCGGGAACUGGCAUCUACGAGAGGAUUGGGUUAGCCAAGAUAUUCCGCUCCGCUUUCAGUACAGGAUCAUUUCGCAGACCUGGUUGGAAGCAGAUCAUCCUGCAGUAG